Cynara cardunculus var. scolymus (artichoke) is the source of this 1895-nucleotide messenger RNA. Its product is annotated as metal tolerance protein C4. NCBI's taxonomy places the organism in Eukaryota, Viridiplantae, Streptophyta, Magnoliopsida, Asterales, Asteraceae. Bases 394 to 1728 code for a protein of 444 amino acids. The record is from RefSeq and is a predicted model, not a curated record. Gene Ontology annotation, cellular component: membrane. The transcript is spliced from 13 exons. Gene Ontology annotation, biological process: transmembrane transport; zinc ion transport. Gene Ontology annotation, molecular function: monoatomic cation transmembrane transporter activity.
AAGAUCCCAUCUCUAUCCAUCCAUGAAUUCAUACAAGAAAACAAAACUUUGAUGAUUUCCAAAGAAUUGAUGACACAAUUUCAGUUGGCUUUUGAUACCAUUCAAACCAAGAUUUUUUACAAAACCUUUUGAAGGUAUAAAUAAAGAGAGCAAAUAUUUGAUACAUUCAGCUAGCAAAUCUUGAAACCAAGUUUAAAGCUGUUAAAGUGACAGAUGAAGCCGACAAGGGUGGGUUCCUUUCUUUCUCUCUCACGAACCCUUUCCUUUCUUGAAAAAUAACUCAAAACCCUAGUAAGCAAUCAAGCUGACAAGUAACAAUGCUGUUAUGUUAAGCUUACUGUCUACAAUAAUACAUACAUUGACUGAUUGAUUCAUACGCUCUUGCUCAUCCUCAUGCCAAUCUAUCAUCGCUCUUUCCUCUCUCGUCGCCAUCUCUCGCCUCUCCUUACCCGAAUUCUCGAUCCUCCUCCUCCUCAACGGAACCACCCAAUCCAAUCCCAUCAUCAUCAUCAUUCCAUUCCACACCAACAACCACACCCACGAUUUCUCAUUUCUCCCUUUUCAUUUUAUUCUUCCAUUAUUUCAUCUUCAUCCAUUUCAUACAAUGCCAAUUACUGCUAUUCUAGUCACCGGAGUUUUAUCACUAGACCUAAGAAAAUUAACAAGAUAGAGGUUGAUGAUCACAGCCAGCGAGCCGUCACCACAGCACUAUGGUGCAACUUUCUAGUAUUUUCACUCAAGUUUGGGGUCUGGCUAUUCACCUCAAGCCAUGUCAUGCUGGCUGAAGUUGUGCAUUCAGUUGCAGAUUUUGCAAAUCAGGCACUUCUUUUAUAUGGUUUGCGCAGUUCCAAGCGCGCUCCAGAUGCUCUUCAUCCGUAUGGUUAUUCAAAGGAAAGAUUUGUAUGGUCUUUAAUAUCUGCUGUUGGAAUCUUUUGUCUUGGUUCUGGUGCCACAAUUGUAAACGGGGUUCAAAAUUUGUGGACUUCACAGCCCCCUGGCAAUAUAAUGUAUGCAGCUUUGGUGAUUGGCGGCUCAUUCAUUAUUGAAGCUUUGGUUCUAGGGGCUUCUCUUGCUGUGGCUGUGCAUGCUGUCAGAAAAGGCGCAGCUGCAGAAGGCAUGAAAGUGAGAGAUUAUGUAUGGCGUGGACAUGAUCCGACAUCUGUUGCCGUCAUGACCGAGGAUGGUGCUGCAGUUACUGGCCUUCUCAUUGCUGCUGGCUCACUAGUUGCUGUAAAUUUGACAGGGAAUCCUAUCUAUGAUCCCAUUGGUUCAAUCAUUGUCGGAAACCUUCUCGGAGUGGUGGCAAUAUUUCUCAUCCAGAGAAAUCGUCAUGCACUUAUUGGUAGAGCUAUUGAUGAUCAUGAUAUGAAAAGGGUUCUUGAAUUUUUGAAGAAUGACCCAGUUGUAGAUUCUGUAUAUGAUUGCAAAAGCGAGGUGAUUGGGCCUGGUUUCUUUAGAUUUAAAGCCGAAAUAGAUUUCAAUGGGGCGAUAUUGGUGCAGAAUUAUCUUAGUAGGACAGGACCUGAAGAAUGGGCUAGGAAGUUUCAGGAUGCUGCAAAAGAGAAGGAUGAAACUGAAAUGUUGAAGGUCAUGUCAUUCUAUGGUGAAGAGGUGGUUACGGCUCUAGGGAGUGAAGUUGAUAGGCUUGAGAAGGAAAUACAAGAAAUCGUUCCUGGCAUCAGGCAUGUUGAUAUUGAGGCUCAUAAUCCGAUUAUCCCACCACCAUGAACAAUGGAUAACAUGCAUUUUUAUGACUGCAAGAAAUUUUAUUAUGGUUAUUAUCAUGUUCAUUUUUGUGUAGAUGUUGAUAGCUGGAUUUUGAUCUUUCUGGUACCAUGGAGUAAUAAGAAACAGAGAGAAGGUUUUGAAAAGAAUCGUUGAUUCCACUUGUUCCA